AUCCAGAUCUAGGGUUUUUCUCUAACUAGGGUUUCUCUGCAAAUAUGCCGAAGAACAAAGGAAAGGGAGGUAAGAAUCGUAAAAGAGGAAAGAACGAAGCCGAUGACGAGAAGCGCGAGCUUGUUUUCAAAGAAGACGGACAAGAAUACGCUCAAGUUCUUCGUAUGCUUGGAAACGGAAGAUGCGAAGCCAUGUGUAUCGACGGAACGAAGCGUCUCUGUCACAUUCGCGGUAAGAUGCACAAAAAGGUAUGGAUCGCAGCCGGAGACAUCAUUCUCCUUGGUCUGAGGGAUUAUCAAGAUGAUAAGGCCGAUGUUAUCCUUAAGUACAUGCCUGAUGAAGCUAGACUACUCAAGGCUUAUGGAGAACUGCCGGAGAAUACUAGACUUAAUGAAGGUAUUGCUGGUGGUCUUGAUGAAGAAGAUGAAGGUGCUGGUGAUGAUUAUAUUGAAUUUGAAGAUGAGGAUAUCGACAAAAUCUAGGUUAAUUUACUUGAUCUAUCUUUUUCAUAUGCUAUUUUAGCUUGAAUUUGAUUCUGUUGAGAUUGAAUGGUUAAUUUGAUAUAGCUUUAUUUUGAAGUUUUACUGAUUUAUGUAUUUUGAUUUUGAAUAACAACUAUGGAUGUUGAA
Molecule: messenger RNA, 629 nt
Organism: Impatiens glandulifera
Lineage: Eukaryota; Viridiplantae; Streptophyta; Magnoliopsida; Ericales; Balsaminaceae
Product: eukaryotic translation initiation factor 1A-like
Exons: 1
Coding region: 45-482 (145 amino acids)
Biological process (GO): translational initiation
Cellular component (GO): cytoplasm
Molecular function (GO): translation initiation factor activity; RNA binding
Source: RefSeq, a predicted model, not a curated record